AAAGAGGGGGGAGUGCGCUGUUUCUCUCUCCCUGCCCCAGACCCUCCUCCUCUGGUAGCCCGUCCAUCUCAGAAUAUCGGCGGUGAGUUUUAUGGGGAGAGUGGCCGCUCCCUGCAGCGGCCCCGGCAGUAUCGUGUCCUUUCUCACCGCAGUUCCGUGCUUAUCCUGCAAACAGCGGCGGCGGCGGCGGCGGCAUCAUCAUCAGUCUGUGGCAGUGGACCGGGGCAGGAGGAGCAUGAGCGAGCAGGGCAAGAGUGCCGCGUCCACGCCAGCGAGCGGGACACCAGCCCCGGGCUCGGACACCUACAAAGGUUGGCUCUUUAAAUGGACUAACUACAUCAAAGGUUACCAGCGCAGAUGGUUCGUGCUCAGCAACGGGCUGCUGUCCUAUUACAGGACACAGGCAGAGAUGGCCCAUACGUGCCGUGGCACCAUCAACCUGGCCACAGCGCACAUCGACACCGAAGACGCCUGCAAUAUUGUUCUGAGCAGUGGGGGGCGCACGUACCAUCUGAAAGCCAGCACAGAAGUGGAGAGGCAGAGAUGGGUCACAGCACUGGAGCUGGCCAAGGCCAAAGCCAUCCGAAUGAUGAACGAUCAGUCCGACAAUGGCUCCACAGCCCAGCUAACACACUGUUAUCAGUCUGAUGACUCUGCAGACGAGGAGCCCACCACUCAGUCAGACCAAAGUGAGAUCCAGGGUACUCUCAAGACUCUGGCCAGUAAGUUGGAUGACUUGAGCACGUGCAAUGAUCUGAUAGCCAAGCAUGGUGCGGCUCUGCAGCGGUCUCUGAGUGAACUCGAGACCUUACGUGUGCCUCUGGAGGGAGGAGAGAAAAUCAAGGCUGUCAACGAGAGAGCCACCCUCUUUCGCAUCACUUCCAAUGCUAUGAUCAAUGCGUGUCGAGAUUUCUUGGAGCUUGCAGAGAGCCACAGCCGCAGAUGGCAGCGAGUUCUUCAGCAUGAGCGAGAGCAGCGCACACACCUCGAGGAGACCAUUGAGCAACUAGCCAAGCAGCACAACAACCUGGAACGAGCCUGGAGAGAGGCCCCCGCGCACGCUGUCAACACACCCGAUACACCCACCACCAACACGGGAGUGAGUGAAAGGCCCAGGAAAGAGGAAGCGAGUGAUGAAGAUGAGGAUACGGAGUAUUUUGAUGCCAUGGAAGACUCACCUGCUUUUAUAACAGUGACUGCCACGGACCCCUCUCACCACAGACGUUCUCAGAGUAAUCUCAGUAGUGCUAGUGGAGGACAGCCCAGUGACUGCAACCAGGAAGACAAUUGUUCUGUGAGCAGUAAUGAAUUUUCAGGGAAAGAGCUGCAGCCUCACAGGAAGAGGCGGACCCAGAUCCCAGAGAAGCCCAACUAUUCGCUCAAUCUGUGGAGCAUCAUGAAGAAUUGCAUUGGCAAAGAACUCUCUAAGAUCCCAAUGCCUGUGAACUUCAACGAGCCCCUGUCCAUGCUGCAGCGCUUGACGGAGGAUUUGGAGUACCACGAGCUGCUGGAUAAGGCGGCGCGCUGUGAGAACUCUCUGGAGCAGAUGUGUCUGGUCGCAGCCUUCUCCGUCUCUUCAUACUCCACCACAGUGCACCGGAUAGCCAAGCCCUUCAACCCUCUCCUGGGAGAGACCUACGAACUGGACCGCCUGGAAGAAUUCGGCUAUCGUUCCCUCUGUGAACAGGUCAGUCAUCAUCCGCCGGCAGCCGCUCAUCAUGUGAUGUCACAGCGAGGCUGGACCCUGUGGCAGGAAAUCACCAUCGCUAGCAAGUUCCGCGGCAAAUACCUCUCCAUCAUGCCUCUGGGUGCGAUCCACCUACAGUUUCAUGCGAGUGGAAACCACUAUGUGUGGCGUAAAGUCACGUCCACCGUGCACAACAUCAUUGUGGGCAAACUGUGGAUUGAUCAGUCAGGAGAUAUAGACAUAGUCAACCACAGGACCAAAGAGACCUGUCAGCUCAAGUUCUCUCCGUACAGUUACUUUUCAAGGGAAGUCCCACGAAAGGUCACAGGGGUGGUGAAGGACAGUGAAGGCCAGGCCCACUACAUCCUGUCAGGCACAUGGGACGACAAGAUGGAGAGCGCCAAGAUCGUGCAGAGUAGCAGAGGAAGCAGCAGCUCUGAGGGCAAACAGAAGACUGUCUAUCAGACGCUCACACCCAAACUGCUGUGGAAGAAAUACCCUCUACCAGAGAAUGCUGAGAACAUGUACUGUUUCUCCUCUCUGGCUUUGACCCUGAACGAGGAAGAGGAGGGUGUGUGUUGGACGGACAGCAGGCUGAGGCCGGACCAGCGGCUGAUGGAAGCGGGACGCUGGGACGAGGCCAACGUAGAGAAACAGAGGCUGGAGGAAAAACAGAGAGCCACGAGGAGGAGGAGAGAAGCUGAGGCCUCGAAGGCCAUCGAUGAAGGACAGGACUUUGAAGGCUACAUACCGCUGUGGUUCCACCAGAGGACGGAUGAACUGACGGGAGAGACUAUUUACGUUUAUAAGGGGGGUUACUGGGAGGCCAAAGAAAGACAAGACUGGAAUAUGAUUCCUGAUAUCUUCUGAACAUACAAAACAAUUGACUGACUCUUCAGACAGACAAAAGAGGAAUAAACCCUCUACAUGGACUCAUCAGGGCCUUGCGUGUGUGUGUGUGUGUGUGUGUGUGUGUGUGUGUUUAAGUGUGUGUGUUUGCAGCCCAAUGAUAUAUAUCUUUGCCCGAAUCUUAAACAGACUACUAAAAUGGGAAAACAGACGGAUGUUUUCUUUGAAGUUCACCUCAAAGACGAGUGUGUGGGAGAAAUGCGCAGUUGAACUCUUAGCCAAGUGCCGCCCCAGUUUAUCUUCCAAAGCAAAUCAGGUUCUUUUUAUUGAGUACAACCCCAUGACAAAUGCACUUUCCUCUCUUCCCAGCAGUGAAGUACACUGGACUGAGUCUUGUUUAUCAAAGAUGUUCCUCCCCGUCCCAUGCUGGCCUGGACAGCACAUGAAGAAACUCACAUAUGAAGGAGAGACUCGCUCAACUUAACACAACGCAGUACUUCUUUUAGAUUCAUAUCAGUAACAGUACCAUAUUUGGGCAAGGGAAGUUCUUGUAUUUGAAUAUCGCAGGAGCAGAAUCAGGCUUAUUGGACACACAGCUGAAGACUUUCUCACUGGCUGCACCCACUUUGCAUAGCAAAUGACAGUAAAGUUUCACCUCAUUUCUUCAGUUAACCAAUGAGCUUGAGGCAAGCAUUAAAAGAGCGCUUGUGUCUGUUGUAUUGGACAGUGUAGGUAUUCAGACACAAAAGUUUUACUCCCAUGAAUUGUCAUGCACAUGAAUUAGCUGCUUCCUGCAUUGGCUCAGUGGAGCCCCCAGUGGUCAUUAUCUUGUUACUGUGACUGCCACAGUACUCUGCAUAUCAAUGCAAUUUAAAAAUAUAUACUUUUUUGUACAAUCAGGAUACUUAAUGAAUGAAUGAAUGAACGAUCAACUAAUAAAAGUAAACAAGUCACCCGCUUGACUCACUCAGAGGACAUAGCAAACAAUCAAAAUACAAAGUGUGAUACUGAAAACACAAGCAAACAGCUUGCUGACCAGUGUUGGGUAUAGUUACUUUGGAAAGUAGUUAGUUAGGUUACAACGUUACCAUCAAUUAAAAGUAAUCAGUUAUGAUACAGCGUUACCUAUUCAUAAAAGUAACGCGUUAGAGUACUCAUGCGUUACCAAAAAUUAAAAGCCGUUUGCAGCGGCUCACACAUGACAGACACAGCCCCCGGCCCCUUUAAAUGCACCUAGAAGUCGUGACUCCCGACAAAGAAUAACGUCAGUCAUCCGACUAAGUUAACACUGCAGGAUAACAAUAACAGGAAAGACAGUCAGCAAUCGGCUAUUCCACAUGGCGUUUUAUUUAUUUAUUAUCAAAGAACAUAUUAUUAAUCAAAAUUCGCACCUACCCAGCCCGGGUAGCCUAGGCUACUGUAUAUUAUGAGCACCACAAGAUAACUCCUGAUUUUUCUUUAACUUUAAAUAAUGCAGUUAUCAAAGUACAAGUAUGCUUACUUGUAAACACAACCUUAAACAGGCUUGCAGAUUUAAAUCCAUUUAGAAAUGAUGAACAAUCAGCCAGCCAACGAUCUAACAGAAAUUAACAGCUGCCUGUCAAACAAAAAUGAUAACAAACCGAAUUAAAUCCUUCACCGCCACACAGGCAAAUGACAAAUCGCUUAAUAGCCGAACUAAUUAUUAUUAAAGUGUCACUCACAGUCACAAGCCUAAAUUCGCUUUAACACAGUCCUCUUACAUUUACUCUUCAAAGUAGUGAUUAGAACGUAGCGUUAAAUUUGAGGUAGAAUUUUUGGCGGUCGACAGAAGCUUUUCACCAACGCAGUGUGCAUUUUACCAUCAUGUUCUUUUCUUUUUCAUUGACAAAUUGAAAAUAAUGUGCGUACUUCCAUAAACCAAACGCUGUCCUCUCUGCUAUCUUGCCGGGAGUUCGAAAAAAAAAAAAAAAAAAACCCCACACACACACAGGGUCAGGCGCAGGGCACAGACGCAUCACAGCCAUUGACUUUACGAUCACAGAGCUUCGGCUCCGCUGAUCCGCAGGUGGCACAGUAUACCUAGGACUACUGUCUGACAAAAAGCAGGCUGCAGUCGGGAUUUUCCUUUCCUUAAAAUAACGGAUUACUUUUUUUAAAAAAAAAAUAACGAAGUUACUGAUUACUUACGCACGAAACUAACGCGUUAAGUUACACAUUUCAGGAAAAAAGUAAUUAGAGUACUCUAACGCGUUACUUUGUAACGCGUUACCCACAACACUGUUGCUGACCUUGUUUUGUGUUCAUAGCAUGCUUGUAUUUAUUAGCAGUAGAGAAUGUGGUUUAAAACACCCAAGAUUAAAGGGGAUUGCUGUAGUUCACAGUACAUUAUAGUGAUAGAAGUACAUUGUAGUACAGUACUUUGUGACCGAAAGACCGAUUUAAAAUUUCUUCUUAAGGUUAUAAAUCAUCAGGACUCAGGAGUGAUUAAGAAAAAAAAGGAUUUCUGUUGUUUUGCAGAGCACUUUGAAACACUUACCCCAAGCUGCAUAACAGAAACAAAUCUACCGUAUUUCUUUUAUGUUUAGCAAGUUCUAAAGCUGUGAUUCAGACCUGACGUCACUGGAGAUCAGAAUUGCUAUCAAAGUCUAGAAUAAAGCUAGAGGAGUUAUUUUAUGUUCACACCACUGUAUGUAUUUUGUGAUAACAAUAAUUAUUAUCACUAGAAUGAAGAAAAUCAUAGUAAUGAUGCCAUGCCAUCCUAAUAAAUGCUGAUUUAGUAAAAACCUGAAUUUUAACCAAGAGGUUUACUUGUAAACAGAUAUUUUAAUUUCAAAUGAUCCAGCUAGUCAAAGUUUCAUUUUUGACAAGCUGUCACUGUAUGAUCAUACAUGUACACAUUUUCUAUUAAAACUUGGAUUAAGACUUGGAUACUGGCAGGCACUUUUCAUGUCUAUACAUGCAGAAUGACUGAAGGGGGAGUGAUGAUUUGUGUAGAAUUCCCACCCAUUCAUGUAAAUGUCAUUUUCCCUAAGAUUAUUUAUAAAAACAAAUAAAGUCUUACAUUUGUGUUA
Carassius gibelio (silver crucian carp) is the source of this 5589-nucleotide messenger RNA. It is a transcript of the gene osbp2b, whose product is annotated as oxysterol binding protein 2b. Lineage: Eukaryota; Metazoa; Chordata; Actinopteri; Cypriniformes; Cyprinidae. Gene Ontology annotation, cellular component: intracellular membrane-bounded organelle; membrane; cytosol. The record is from RefSeq and is a predicted model, not a curated record. The coding region runs from base 92 to 2557 and encodes 821 amino acids. Gene Ontology annotation, molecular function: cholesterol binding. The transcript is spliced from 15 exons.